Molecule: messenger RNA, 633 nt
Organism: Phytomonas sp. EM1
Lineage: Eukaryota; Euglenozoa; Kinetoplastea; Trypanosomatida; Trypanosomatidae
Source: the annotation of a GenBank genome assembly
AUGCUCACGGUGUACUCCUACACGCUGCUCGCGAUUGCGGGGAAGCGAACGGGGCUGCGAAGCUAUGAGAAGGUGGUGCGGGUGACGAUGGGGGCGGGGAUGGAUUACUUCCUCGCCUUUUGCAUGUGGUUUCUCAGCUUCGGUACGGAGGUGUCCUACGUGAUUUCGAUGGGGGAUAUCACAGCGACUUUCAUCGAGAACGCCCCCAACGUGCCGCAUUUUUUCACCACCAAAACCGCGCAUCGAUUGAUCACCGCGUUGUUGUGGUUGUGUUUUAUGUAUCCCCUUACGCUACCACGUGAGAUCAACUCCUUGCGGUACUUCUCCGUCAUCGCGAUCUUCCUGAUGAUGUACUUCGUCUUUAGCAUGGUGCUGCACUCGUUUCAGAACGGCCUCCGUCAUGGGGUGCGGGAGGAUAUCGUGUACUUUCAAACCAGCAACAGCGCCGUUCAGGGGCUCGCCAUUUUUAUGGCGGCGUAUCUCUCGCAGCUGAACUGCUAUGAGGUGUACGAUGAGCUCUACAAACCCACCGUACGGCGGCUGACGAUGACCGGGGGGAUUAGUGUAACCCUUUGUUUCUCGCUUUAUUCCCUCGCGGGCUCUUUGGCUACCUCGACUUCGGCGCCGCGGUAA